This is a messenger RNA of Mercurialis annua (annual mercury), 1689 nucleotides long. RefSeq names its product geraniol 8-hydroxylase-like. Lineage: Eukaryota; Viridiplantae; Streptophyta; Magnoliopsida; Malpighiales; Euphorbiaceae. The transcript is spliced from 2 exons. Gene Ontology annotation, molecular function: heme binding; oxidoreductase activity, acting on paired donors, with incorporation or reduction of molecular oxygen; iron ion binding. Bases 75 to 1565 code for a protein of 496 amino acids. The record is from RefSeq and is a predicted model, not a curated record.
CCAAGGCAGACAUUAAAAACAAAGGUUACAUUAAAUACCUCAAAUCCAAAAUCCCAAUUAUUGAGUGAAGCAAAAUGGAGUUCUUGACAGCCUCUUUACUGUGUUUCUUCCUCUUCUUGCUGACUUUGUUUGUUACAGGGACGAGACCCGACCGUUCAAGAAAGCUGCCAAGCGGUCCAACACCGUUACCUGUAAUCGGAAACUUGCUUGACCUCGGUGACAAACCUCAUAAGUCACUGGCCAAGCUUGCCUACAUUCAUGGCCCUAUUAUGAGUCUUAAGCUUGGUCAGAUAACAACCAUAGUCAUCUCUUCCGAAACUUUCUCCAAGGAAAUUCUACAAACUCAUGAUGUGCAUCUAGCUGAUCGGACUAUUGUUGACGCUGUCCAUGCUUGUGAUCACCAUGAAGCCGGCUUACCUUGGUUACCAAUUGGGCCGUUGUGGAGAAAACAGAGAAAAAUAUGCAACUCUUUCAUUUUUUCGAGUCAGAAACUUGACGCCAAUCAAAAUCUCCGGAGCAAGAAAAUCCAAGAACUCAUUGCUGAUGUUCAACAAUGUUGCUCUAGUGGUAAGGCAAUUAAUAUUGGUGAAGAAGCUUUCAAAACUACGCUUAAUGCAUUGUCUAAUACAAUUCUUUCACUCGAUUUGACCGAUUCGAGCUCGGAAAAAGUGCGCGAGUUUAAGGAGGUAGUGAGAUGCAUUAUGGAUGAGGCAGGAAAACCAAAUUUAUCAGAUUAUUUUCCGUUACUCAAAAAGAUUGAUCCGCAAGGUGUAAGGCGUAGGAUGACGAUCUAUUUCGGGAAAAUACUGGGUCUAAUUGACGGUCUGAUUGAUGAAAGAUUGAAGUUAAGGAAAAAUGAAGGGUAUGUCCCAGCAAAUGACACGCUAGAUACACUUCUUGACCUGAAUGAAGAUGACGGUAUAGAUGGAAAUUGCAUCAAACAUCUGUUUUUGGUUCUAUUUGUUGCCGGAACGGAUACAACUUCAAGCACAUUAGAAUGGGCGAUGGCAGAGUUGUUGCGCAACCCAAUGACCUUGUCGAAAGCUCAAGCUGAACUAGAGCAGACUAUUGGCAGAGGCAAACUGUUACAGGAAUCACACAUUAAUGAUUUACCUUAUCUUAAAGCAAUUGUCAAAGAAACUUUAAGAUUGCAUCCGGCGGUUCCUUUACUACUCCCUCGAAAAGCAAGAUCAGACGUAGAAACAACGAAUGGCUUCACAAUUCCGAAAGAUGCUCAAAUUCUGGUGAAUGUUUGGGCUAUAGGGAGAGAUCCCAAUCUAUGGGAAGAUUCAGAAACCUUCCGGCCAGAGAGAUUUUUGAAGUCGGAUAUUGAUGUUCAAGGUAGAAAUUUUGAACUCGUGCCAUUUGGCGCUGGACGAAGAAUUUGUCCUGGAUUACCAUUGGCUAUGAGAAUGUUGUACUUGAUGUUGGGAUCACUCAUUAAUUGCUUUGAUUGGAAACUUGAAGAUGGUGUUGAACUAGAGAGCAUGGAUAUGGAAGAUAAGUUUGGACUCUCUUUACAAAAGGCUAAACCUUUGCGAGCUAUACCUAGCUUAAGAAUGUGAGAUAUUACUCAUUUAUGCCAAUAAUUAUUUUGGCUAGUUCACAUCGAUGAACUGUACGGACAUGUGUUAGAUCAAGUAAUUUUACCUCUCUUCUCAAUAAAUUUUGACUAGUUGACGUUUUGCA